AUGGCUGCUUGGAAUACUGGUCUAUUUGAUUGCUGCAGUGAUGGUGGCAUUUGUCUUUAUGGUUGGUGCUGCGCACCUUGUCUGUAUGGAGAAAAUGCUGAAAAAAUCGAUGGCAGUAGUUGUUUCGGUUCAUGCUGUAUAUGGUACUUGCUUGCACAAUGCAGUUUAUGUUGUUUAGUACACAUGGGCAAACGACAAACAUUACGCGAUCGUUUUGGUCUUGCAGAAGAUUGUAGCGAUUGUGUAGCAACAACAUUUUGUGCUCCAUGUGCGAUUUGUCAAGAAGCGCGCGAACUUAAAUUUCGUUCAGCUGCUCAUGGAGGACCCGCACCAGUUGUAACACAACCGAUGGGCGCACCUAUGUAUUCACCAUAUGGACAACAAGGAAAUAUGCAAUCUACAUAUGAACAACCCGCAAUGAGAAAACAAUGA
Rotaria socialis is the source of this 432-nucleotide messenger RNA. The record is from the annotation of a GenBank genome assembly. NCBI's taxonomy places the organism in Eukaryota, Metazoa, Rotifera, Eurotatoria, Philodinida, Philodinidae.